Molecule: messenger RNA, 336 nt
Organism: Effrenium voratum
Lineage: Eukaryota; Dinophyceae; Suessiales; Symbiodiniaceae
Source: the annotation of a GenBank genome assembly
AUGCUGCCUGUGCCAGAUGGCCUUGCAAGGCUUGCCCGCCAUCCAAGCAGCAUAUCUAUAGUUUCUGUUGUCGGCCCGUUCCACUCAGGGAAGAGCUUCCUGUUGAAUGCCCUGGUGGGCAACACCAAGGUAUUCUCUGUUGGCCGGAAGACCUCACCAGAGACAAUGGGAAUUUGGCUUUGCCGAACUGAUAUGCGUGCGAGCGAUGGAUCGGAGGUUUGGCUGAUGGACUCUGAAGGUUUCUUUGGACCAGGUGUGGCUGAGAGCUACGAUGCCAAGAUCUUUACGAUAGCAACCCUUCUUGGCGGUCACCUUGUGUACGCUGCAUGCACAUAG